AUGGCUGGACUCCUGAAGUGGGCCAAAAGUGCCGUCAGACGGGCACCCUCUCCACCACGGCAAUACUCGAAUGUGAAAAUCCCAUUUAUCAACCCAUCAGAAAAGGUUGAAGAGGAAAAUUUCGGAAUUGAGCGAUAUUACCCAGCGCGUAUUGGGGAUGUUCUUUCCUCGCGGUAUCAAAUCGUCGGAAAGCUGGGGUUUGGAAAUUCGUCAACGGUUUGGCUUGCACGGGAUUUACAAGCCCAUCGUCACGUUGCCGUCAAAAUAUUUACAAAUGAUGGCCAGGAUACGGAUGAGAUUGCCAUUUAUAAGCACAUUCUUCUCAUCUUAUCGAAGAUACCUCUAUUCUUGCUGCUUUUGAGGAGGCCGAGAUUGCUCAGCCCUCACCGCGAAAGAAAGCGGUGCAUCGAGAAAUAUAUAUUUCCCGGACUCUAG
This is a messenger RNA of Pseudogymnoascus destructans, 435 nucleotides long. RefSeq lists its product as uncharacterized. Gene Ontology annotation, biological process: spliceosomal complex assembly; regulation of mRNA processing. The record is from RefSeq and is a predicted model, not a curated record. Lineage: Eukaryota; Fungi; Ascomycota; Leotiomycetes; Thelebolales; Thelebolaceae. Gene Ontology annotation, molecular function: ATP binding. Bases 1 to 435 code for a protein of 144 amino acids. The transcript is spliced from 2 exons.